Molecule: messenger RNA, 1917 nt
Organism: Eutrema salsugineum
Lineage: Eukaryota; Viridiplantae; Streptophyta; Magnoliopsida; Brassicales; Brassicaceae
Exons: 13
Coding region: 34-1917 (627 amino acids)
Molecular function (GO): GTPase activator activity
Source: RefSeq, a predicted model, not a curated record
CUUGAAGAGAGAGGGGCUUUUUUUAUUCCAGCAAUGGGGAGCAGGAACAAGGAAGACGAACGAACUGAAAAGGCCAUCCGGAGUUUAUUGAAGCUUCCCGAGAACCGAAGAUGCAUCAAUUGCAACAGUCUGGGUCCACAAUAUGUCUGCUCAACUUUCUGGACUUUUGUCUGCAUCAACUGCAGCGGAAUCCAUCGAGAAUUUACACAUCGUGUGAAAUCUAUAUCAAUGGCCAAGUUCACUGCAGAGGAAGUUAGUGCACUUCGCGCAGGAGGAAACGAGCGAGCCAGACAAAUUUAUUUCAAAGAAUGGGAUUCUCAGCGUAAUGCUUACCCCGAUGGCAGUAAUAUUUUUAAGCUCCGAGAUUUUAUCAGGAGUGUCUAUGUGGACAAAAGAUACAAUAGUGAGAGCAAUGACAAGAGCUCACAGCUGAAACCGGCUGUCACAGAGGAUUACAGGGAAAGUAAGAAGGCCAGUGCAAACUUGUUGGGAUCUAGAAGCUUCCACUCUCUGGAUAAAUCUGAAACUGAAAGAGCUAGUGCUGUUGGGAGGAGUGGAAAUGAAUCUCUCAAGUUUUAUUUUGAUGAUAAGAAACAUAAACAACAAAACGUCACGCAUAAUAAUCCAAAGUCUAGAGGCUUACCAAAGAGUCCUGUCCGGUUUGAGAUUGUUGAUGAUAGGUUUAGAGACGAUGGAAGUGUUAAGAGAUAUGAUGCUCGUAGAGAGUCAAGAGGAAGCUCCAAAUCACUUGACCUCUCAAAUAACAAAGACACGUCAAGUUUUCCCAUUGUACGCCAUGCCAGUGAGCUCUUAGACGAAAAUGCUCCUCAUUUGCAUGUAAGAAAUGUUGUCAAAGUUGAGAAAAAGAAGAAUCCAGUGAAUAAUCAGACGACUGCAUCAUCUGAUAAGAUGGACAAUCCUGUAAAUUUGAUUGAUGAUGUACCAGUUUCAGAAACUUGUGAUGAAAACAUCACUCAAACUUCGAAUGAACUUCCUGCAUCUCAAAAGACGACUGAGGAUCCAGCUCCUAAUUCUUUGGAAGCUUUGUUGUUCGGACUCUCUGUUCCUUCUAUUGUCUCCCAAACAAACAACUCUGUAGACAAUUAUACUGCAGAUAACCUUGAGACCCAGGCGAUGCCAAGAACACCAGACAGUGUUUCCUAUUUGGUCAAAUCACCUACAAUUGCGCAAGCCGGUUCUUCAGGGCCAGAGUUUCCUGUUGCUGUUGAUAGCUUAGAUACAAAAGAUAUGGCUACACCAAGUGUAGAUGCAAAUAACCAGGUUGGUCCCUCUAUGAAACAGGCAAAUAUGGAUUUCUCAAAUUCUGCUCAUGGAGUUGGAUCGGAGCAUCAAGAUGAGAAAAAAUCUUGCGUAAGAACGGCGCUUCCCGAGGAUCUUUUCACUGGAGGCUUCUCAUUUGCCUCUCCACAAGUUCAUGUACAACAUCAUGGCAUGGGAUAUGGCAUGCAAUAUUACCAAUAUCCUGUGACUACGGGUGCUUUUACAUAUACGGCAAAACCAUCAAAUCCCUUUGAUCUUAGCUCUGAUGAUACAGGUCCAAACCAAGCACCACAAUUUCCUUCUAUGGCAUACGUACAAGGAGGAGGCUUGCCUCAUGUUUCAGCACCUAGUGGAUUUUCAGAUUCUUCAAGUCCAGCUGCAGAUUCGGUUAGACUGAUGGCCUCUCAGUCGCCAUUUUAUACAACUGCUUCAUCUCCAAACUCUCCAUAUCUUGCAUCCAAUAUUUCCCCUGGUGCUUAUACAGCGCAGCAAUCACAUGUGAAUAUGUCCCCAUCAUUCAGGCAAGAGAUGAUGAAUGGCCUAGGCACUGAAGGAAUCACAUAUCAUCAAGCAAACAAUGGAUAUCCUUCUCCAAACCCAAAUGCUUAUAUUUCUAGAGGAAAUCCAUUUGAAUGA